Molecule: messenger RNA, 8105 nt
Organism: Austrofundulus limnaeus
Lineage: Eukaryota; Metazoa; Chordata; Actinopteri; Cyprinodontiformes; Rivulidae
Product: zinc finger protein 462
Exons: 11
Coding region: 152-7471 (2439 amino acids)
Biological process (GO): positive regulation of transcription by RNA polymerase II
Cellular component (GO): nucleus
Source: RefSeq, a predicted model, not a curated record
UGUACUCGCGGGAAAAAUGGCGGAAAYGUGCGUUGUGUUCAUGCUAACAACAGAAGUGUUUCAAAACAUCGCCUUGUAAGACUUUCCCGUGUCCACCUCCAAAUGUGUGUCACAAGUGUCUGAUAAAAGUAARCUGAAUGAGGAAUGCAAGAUGCAAAGUGAUUCUGUACAGUUUUCCACCCUUGAGCACAUAGAAGAAUCCAGCAGUCAAGCCAGCGCCCAGUCAAACCCGGUCAGUUCUUACAAUUGUAUUAAGUGUCCGCUAAUUUUCAAAUCCAAAGUGUACCUCUAUGAGCAUCUCAACAAAGUUCAUUGCUUAGAUGYGGAUGCUGCGCUCAGAGGCGCUGGUUUGAAGUAUGCCGAGAGUUUCACGGCCUCCGCUGGAAAACGCACAAAUUUCAAAUGCUAUUUUUGUGAUUUUAAAACUUUCCAUAAAGACGUUUUGAAAAAGCACGAGAAACUGUGUCAGAAGACUGAAAAUCAUAAAUUUGUUGAAACUGUAGUUAUUCCUGAAGACCCAGAGAGCGAAGUGCUUGGCAGUUCAACGAACCAAUGCAAUGACGCUUCAUUGGCAGAAACAGAUCCUUUGUCGGAAGCUAAGUGUGCACCCAAAACGUCAAAGGAUCUUAAAACAUACAAGAGGCCGCAGCAAACCAUCACCAAGUUCUUUCCAGCAUCAUCUGGAUCGUCCAGCUGCAGCCCCAGCUCCAGUGGUGUGUGUAGUUUCAAGUCAAAGUCUCUCAUUGAUAUCAUCAGCGGGGCCGACUCCGCUAAGUUUUUGCGAGAUGACGAACUUUUGACCACCAACCGCAGCGCACCCGAGCACAAGGACAGAUACAAAGAACUUCAUAACAACAGUAUUUCAGAACAACCUCCUGCAAAAAAAGUCAAAUUGGGGAAAGAACAGGAAACGUUUCCAGAACAAAAUGCUCAUAAACCAUCUCCAGUCAGCACAGAUUUUUCAUUCGAAUUCAGUGAGGAUGAAGAAGACAAGAACCUUCACCUUUAUAAUAAAGACCCAUCCAAACCAAAGGUUUACUCCUGUAAGCACUGCGACUAUAUAGAUGGCAGCUUUAGUCGUAUGACUUCACAUUAUCAUAAUUCUCACCCUUACAUCAGAUGUAGCGCUGCCUAUAUUCAGCUCCCAAACGACCAGGAUGCAUCCUUCCGCUGCCUCGAGUGUCCAGUUGAGUUUUUAAGCAAAGCUGAUCUGAAGUUGCACUACUCAGAGAAGCAUCCUGAGACUGCAGACAUAUUCAAGAUGAAACUAGAUGAGCUCAGCUUAGUUUUUAAAUGUUUUUCCUGUCCGUUCACCACCAACCUGCUGAAGGCUUUAAGAGAGCAUUACAAGGAAAAGCAUCCGACUUGCAACUUGAGCAAACCUUUGUUGUUCUGUCAGUAUUCAAAGAGCAAAUGCCAGGAUGAACCAACUCCAGUUAAAACACAUAACAAAAUGUCCAGUUCAAAAAAUUCACGAGAGCUAUCUCCUGAGAAGAGCAGCGCAUCUUGUAAGGAGGACAAAAAUACCCAGUCACCACAGCAUUCCACUGCUAAGGAACGAGACCUGUAUAAAUGCAGCAAUUGUGGGUUUGUGCAUAAGUCAGCUGUUGUUAUGCAUGUCCACUACCAAAAGAACCACCCAGAAAAGGCRGUCACAAUCGAUAAAAUCAAACAGUCGGCCCGUGACGCAUCGCAGAGGAUUCCUGAGGAAAAAAAAGACAAACCUGAGCCGUUUCUGCAAAAGAAGAGUACGUCGUCUUUGCCCAAACACACAACCGAGGCAUCCAAAAAUCCUUCAGAGGUUUCUAUAACCAAGCCGGUGGAAUCUCUGCAGGAUAAAACCACAACACCGACACCGUCCUCUACAUGUAGCAAAGAAAAGAUAGUUGGAUUGAAGUCAUCAAGUUCAUCAACAAAAAUGUACUACUGCAGGUUUUGCAGUUACACGAAUUCUGAGAUCAGAAGCGUGCUGGGUCAUCAUUCUGCAAGACACUCUAUAAAGCCAUCAAUAACUAUGAAAGACAUCUUGCUGUAUAGUGCUAUUGUGAGGAAAAAGUUGAUUAAGGGUCAAACUCCAUCUAAGGCAAGAAAACAAAGUAAAAUACGCACCAAUACUGAAACUGGCUUUGAAGAGGAUGGUGCUGAAGAUGUCUCUGUGAGUAAAACUCAUGACCCGACCGAUGCAGUAAAAAUGUUCUUUUGUCAAACAUGUAAUUAUGGUAAUUCAACCCUGCAGGGAGUGAUCAAUCAUCAAGUCAAAGCCCACCCAUCAUUUACUAUUAAAACUCAAUUGGUUAUUGAACACACAGCUAUGGUUCAAGAACAACUUAACAGUUCAAACUCAAAUCUACCUCUUCCUAUCCUAAACGAUGGUGAUGAAGAUAAGUUUUUCUGUGACUUGUGCAACUAUCGGCACAGAACCAUGUACAUGGUAUUAGCGCAUUACUCCAAAAUGCACAAUAGUUGUGCUGACAAGGCUGCCGACCUCCACCAGUACACCGCUAUGGUUCUCGAACGGGCACCAAAAUUAUCUACAAAGCAGGAACAGCCGAAGAAAACCGAGAAGAAAAAAUCCAGCAAACCUGCAGAGCCGUCAUCAGUAACAAUCUCAGAAACGCAGAGGAAACUGAAAUGCUAUGUUUGUGAAUACAGUACUCCAUAUGUGUCUCUUUUGAAGACUCACUUGAGAAAGUCCCACAAUUUGAAUCGCUCAGUCCCACAUAUUUUAGGAUUUUGUUUUCGACAAGGCUCGAUAGAAGCAGGCUACCACUGCGUGUGGUGUCUUUUUAGUCACAAAGAUUCAAAGGUGGUCUAUAAGCACUACCAGGAACACCACCCAGAAUGCACAACAAGCCUGGACUAUGUAYGUGAUCAACUGUGCGUUGGUCUCAACAAAGUGCAAUUGAAGAAGAAGAAACCGAAGCUAAAGUCGGCUCAUCUGGGCAGUGACAGGGACAGCAGUCUGACACACAAAAGUUCAAGACAAAAUGACAGCAAGACGUAUUCAUGCACUAAGAAUGAAGCUCACCCUACGCUUGCAGAAGACAACAAAUCAGAUCCUCCAAAGAAUAAGGGAGCAAGCGCAAAAAGCCAGUUAGAAGACCUUAUUGAGAUGCCUGGGGUGUUUGAGUCUUUYCAAGUGCCCCUUGAAGACAAAGGUGAAGCAGAACAAAUGUCCAAACAGUUUAAGUGCUCUUUCUGCUCUGCAACGUUUGUCUCCCAGCAUGGUCUCAGCGUUCACUGUGGAAUGAAACACCUCGAACUUAUAAAUGUGGAAGAACCGAGGAAACAAGCAAAAAGCCAAAUGCGUGUGCAUGUCUUCAAGUGUCCCCACUGCACCUACAUCAACACUGCCUAUCAGGGAAUUCUUGCUCACUGUCAAAUGAAGCAUCCUGAUCUUGAACCCAGGGCAGACAGUCUUCACGUGGAUCUGGUGCAUUUAUACAACCGAGAUAAAUAUAUUAAAAAAUAUGAAUCUGGCGAGAAGAUAAAACUCAAGGGGCACAUGUGUAAAACCUGCCCAAAGGUCUGCGCAACACUGGAUAAACUGAACAGACACUGUGAGCUAGACCAUAYCAGUCAUCUACCAAGCACGCCCAAACCUGCUGCCAAACCAUCAACUGUUAGCAAAAUAAAACUUACCAAGCCUCACAGCUCUAAUAAAUCUGUGUGGAAAGUUUCGUUUCUGAGUAACACAAAAAAAUUCAGAAUGAAAUGCCAGCACUGUUCGUACACGUACACCACAAAACUUGGUCUCAGUCGACACAUACAGAAGAAGCACAUGGAUUUGGUCCCACAGGACACUGUGUACAAGUGCCCACUCUGUCACUUAUUCUACUUUCGUCAACAUCUACUUGGAAGGCAUCUUUAUAAGAGGCAUGGAAAGGCUUCCCACUCAAAAUAUUAUCUGUCAGUAUACAAGCAGGCCACCAUGAUGCCAGAGUCACCGUCUCAGGAUCCUCCAUCACCUCAGGAUCAUUCGUCCCCUCAGCAACAGGAAAAUGACUCCUCAGAGGACAAAAAGUUGGUCUAUAAGUGUCCAAAAUGUCCUUACGUGAAUGUUUGUCACCACGGAGUUAUCACUCACUGCCAAAUGAAGCAUCCAAUGUUCGAAAGAAGAACAAGGAAGCUGGAAAUGUGCGAAAUACUUGUCUCCGACAUUGUUGGAUGUUCAACCGGAAAAGGAGCCUAUAAAAGAGGUUACUUGUGUAAAAAAUGUCCUCAAGUUCAUCCAUCGUUAAUAAAACUGAAAGCCCACUGCAAGGUGGCGCACUGGAACGUGGCAGCUUCUGAUGAAACUGAAGCAAAGAACGUGGCUGUUGACGAUCCUCUGGGCUCGACACUAGAAGCUGCCCCCAUAGAAACUGCACAAGCAGUCGAGGCUUCUCACCGUUUAGGCACUUGGAAGACAUCAGACUCACAGUCGCAGCAGGAAAAAGACAAAUUUUAUAAGUGCCAACUUUGUGCUCAUGCGACAUUUUCUCGGUCAUACCUAUGGAAACACUAUAAAAACGUUCACAAACUGAAUUCGGCGACUAGGUGCAAGCUGCUGCAAAAGUACAACAAGAAACCGAAGCUAAAGUCGGCUCAUCUGGGCAGUGACAGGGACAGCAGUCUGACACACAAAAGUUCAAGACAAAAUGACAGCAAGACGUAUUCAUGCACUAAGAAUGAAGCUCACCCUACGCUUGCAGAAGACAACAACUACAUUUUUUACACAAGUAACCUCUUUGUUGAACAGGAGAAAACUGUCAAGUGUAAGAAAUGUCCAGACUUGGUGUUGGACUCGUCUCAAUUGCUUAUUGACCAUUACAAUACUUUUCACGGCUUGGCUCACAAAUCAGACUUCACGGUGGUAUCAUUUGGAUUUAAAAAGAAGACCACAGGGGCUUACACAUGUGGCCACUGUCUGAAGAGGUUAAAUGGAACCAGGAAACUCCGUAUUCACCUGGAUCACCACAGAACAGCGAUGAAGAAUAUGGCGGUGGAAACGCAGGAACAGGCUUCACCAGUCGGCCUGUCAUCGGAGCCCAACCCCUUUGAGCUCUACAAACAAGCUCAAGUGUCGACCGAAAGCGUAGAGGACCUUGCCGAGCKUAAAGAAACAUCAGAAGAGGACGUCGUACGGCCGUCGAGUCCCAGAGCGUCCACUUCAAAAGUCACAGAGGCCGAUCCAGAUGCAGACGUCGUUAAUGACAGAUUUCCUUGUAAACAGUGCCACCGAUCCUUCCGGUCACUAAAAGGACUGCGUGCACACGAUCGCAGCCACGCCGUCAUGGCGGCCAUCAAUAAUCUGGACAAUCUKCCGACUGCAGAGUUGAAGAACGACAUCAAAAAGUGCAUCUUCUACAGAGCUGGGACUGUGAAGCCUUUCAGAUGUAGCUGCUGUUCCUAUAAGACAAAUCUCAUGGGUCUCAUGCAAAGUCACAUCCUGAAAAACCAUCAAGAUAUCCUUCAGAGGAAUAAUAUUGAAACCAGCAGUAAGGAUGAGGAAAUCUCUCAGGAGGUAGAAAGGGAGCCUUCUGAUUCAUCUGUGAAAAAUAACUUACCUGAACUUGAUGAUGAACCAGAGGAGACUGAAGAAACGCUGUACUUGGAGCCUGCAGAUGUGCAGCGGCAGUUGAACCACUACAGCUUGAUGGCGCAGAUCACUGACAAAACGAGCACCAACGUGCUGGAGUUGACGUUGCCGGAAAACUGCCUCCUGCAGUGCGAGAUUUGCAACUUCAACACCGAGUACCUGUCCAGCAUCCGACGGCACUACCAUAACCGCCACGGGAAGAAAAUGCUCAGGUGUAAGGACUGCGAGUUCUACACCUGUUCACGWAAAACCUUGGAGAUGCACGUUCAGAUGGGCCACUCCUCCUGUCAGUCCGAACCUACCCAUCAGAAGGACCUCCGCUGUCCGUUCUGCCUCUACCAGACCAAGAACAAAAACAACAUGAUCGAUCACAUCGUCUUACACCGUGAGGAACGCGUGGUGCCCGUAGAGGUGCGUCGUCCAAAACUGUCCCGUUAUCUUCAGGGCAUCGUCUUCCGCUGCCACAGAUGCACUUUUUCUAGCGGUAGCGACAAAAACCUACGCUUGCACAUGAUGAGGCACGAUGACCUCAAACCUUACCAGUGUCGGCUGUGUUACUUCGACUGCACUCAGCUGGCCGACUUGGAGGCGCACCUGAACGAUAAACAUCAGGUUUUGAGGAAUCAUGAACUUGUUGGUCAGGUUCACCUUGACCAUCUAGAAGCGAGAAUUGGCAGGAUGCUAGAWAAGAAUGACGAGUUCAACACCGACAACGAAGAGGCGGAAACUGAAGAGUUUUCUUCCGACUUCGAUGAAACGCCUCUAACUAACAGUGUUGCAGAAUACAACAUCGGAGGGACAACUGCACCUCCUUCUGAGGAAGCACAGGAGGAGCAGGAGCCUGAUGAAAGCGAAGAAAGCCCCGCAGAGAGCCCUGCAUCACACAUCCAGCACGACAAUGCACAAACAAACACUACUGUCCUUAAGAGGCACGAGCAGGACUUAGAAGCACAAGUGAAUGUAGCUUUGCAUGUUUCUACAGAAGAUCAGGUUGUGAUAAAGAUAGAGCAGAACCUGGAGGAAUGUAACAAUGAAGAUACCCCAUCUGAGUGUUGUAUUGCUCCAGUGAAAGAGGAGCAGACGGAUAAUUAUCCAUCAAAGCUGACAGGUGAAAUAAAAGAAAAAGCAGARAGCUUGUCUUGUUUCGGAGCGGCAGGUCUUGCACACGUCAACCAGCUCCACAUUAAGGAACGUCAGCAUAGWUCGAGGAGCAGCGAUGAGGUGAUAGAAGACAACAUCGUGCGCCAUGUUUUACUGCUGGAUGAAAGUGACAGCAAAUCACACAAGUGGGGAAACCAGGAGCAAGCUGUUAAAAUGGAGCUCAGCACCGAAGCAAAUGGAGAUUACGACGCAAGCGAUGAUGCAUCACUAGCUAAAGAGGACAGCGAAAUUUUGGCCCAGAACCCUGGAAUUCUGUCUGUUUCAGCCAAGACUAACUUUGCACAAGUAAACAACACAAGGACUGAGAGGCAUUUACAAACUCAUACAUCUAGUUAUAAGCAACUCAAAUUAAGCUUUAAUGACGUCCGUCUAACAAACUGUAAACAGGAACAAAAGCAAACCACAGAUACCUGCGUGGAUACAUCAGAACCUUGCAGAGAAAUGCCAGUACUUGAGAAAGAAUGCCACAUUGAGGAACAGCAGCUUCUUGAAACGUGCAAARAGGAAGAAGAGGCUGAUAAACUGGAGCUGAAGCAGGAGGAGGAAGUUGAGAUGAUGACAGAGGACGAGACGCAGGAAAUGUCAGAUAUUAACAAUGGUAACGUGGCGUCCACAGACAAAGCUGCCGAAGUCCCGUGCACGGAGAAACCGUUUUCUUGUGUCCUUUGUGGGCGAAAUUUCACGGACAUCGCCGAACUGAACCGACACAUCAYGCGUCACAGAUUGUAACCUUUUCUUUAAUGUUGCAAAUGUCCGAGGCAACUCCCACCGCUGCUUUUUGAAAGUUGAUUAUUUUAAUUCACUGAAAACAUUUUUUUUUCGUUUAACUAUUGGUAAUUACCAAUUUACAAAUAGAUUUUUUUUAUUAUUUUUUAAACUUUUUCAAAUAGUUUUUACUGAACAACUCUUAUAUAUUUAGUUUAAUUGGGAGCGAUCACUAAAAACUUGAGAACAAGAUGGUAACUGUACAUAGACCUAUCUUUGCAAUUAAGGUCUUGUUUAGAUUUUCUGUUUUGUUUGCAGGUAUUAUUGAUACUCAUGAGUUUGUCAGAGGCUUUUCCCAACAAAGUGUUACAGUUAUUACUGCAAAAAUAAAAAAUAAAACUGUGAAUCAUUCUUGUAUUGAAACAUUGUUCAACAUCAAAACCAUAUUGCUGAUAAAAUUGUGGUCCAUUCAAGCAUUGUUUGGAUAUUUGAAUUUGUCAUUUACUUUGAAAUAUUCUUUGUAUUAUAUUUUWAACUACUGUUUACACAGUCGAUAUUUUCUUCAGUUUAUGUCCCUGUGGCUGUAAAUGUUACUGAUUUUGUUGCUUUGUUUUUGAAACGUAUAGUUUGAGUAAAGAGAUUUUCUCCUGGGCAAUCA